Messenger RNA from Cherax quadricarinatus, 2413 nucleotides. RefSeq lists its product as uncharacterized. Lineage: Eukaryota; Metazoa; Arthropoda; Malacostraca; Decapoda; Parastacidae. The record is from RefSeq and is a predicted model, not a curated record. Gene Ontology annotation, molecular function: serine-type endopeptidase inhibitor activity.
CUGAGCAGUAGCCAGUUGAGAGGAGGGAGUUGUCUAGUGCAGAUCACUGCUGCUGUUGCUCUACCUCUCACCAUCCUUUGCGUCAUAACUGUUGCACCAUAUAUUAUGGGCCUUCCCAGUGUGCUAAUAACCUUGCAGUUGAAUCACCGUAAGCAAAAACAAAGACUACCUUCUGUGAUAAAACACGUCAUAUCUGUUGCUCCAGGGUAUGACAAGCCUACUAUGCUUACGUUUGUGUAAUAAAGUCCUACGUACUGUGACAAUACAUAUCUACUGCGCUAGUGUAAAAUAGGUCUAUCUACUGAGAUAAAGUGCAUAUCUGCUGCGGUGUUAUACAAGGCUGCCCUUUUUGCUCCAGUGAAUCUUACCUACAGCACCAUUAUUUUAGACCCUCUCUCUUGCGACAAAAUACAUUAUACCUUAUACGGAACUGUAUUAUAGGCAUACCUAAUGUGACAGUGUAUAAUAGGCCUACUUACUGCAACACAGUACAUCUUACCUUCUGCGCCAGUGCAUUUGGAAAAAGUGUAUCGUACUUUCUGUGCCAGAUUUCCAUUGCUCUGUCAGUGACCUAGACUUUCAUUUGAAAUAUCUUAAGCUGAAUAAUUGGGAAAAAUCAUAUAUCUAUAUUUAUUUAAAAAAAAAACAAAAUGAGUGACUUAAAAUAUAUUAUGUUACACCUGGCCUCAAUGGUUGUGAUUGUGCACGGUCAUCGUGAUUUUCCUGGCGUUGCUAAUAGAUGUUUCCUUCCCCCAGAAAAAGGGAUUUGCCGAGCUUUCAUUCCUUCUUUCUUCUACAAUUCGGAGACAAGAGCUUGUGACUGCUUUGUGUAUGGUGGGUGUUUGGGCAAUGAUAACAGGUUCGACACACUAGAUGAUUGUCUGAAAACUUGUGGCGUUAUACCCAGUCUGCAGGAAAAUACUGAAGAAUGUGAUAACAUCCUAGGAAGUCUAAAUCCACUGGCGAAGAAAGAGGUAUUGGAUGCUAUAAAGUCUUCGUCUCAGGUUCCGCUUCUUCAGCAGACGCUAUCAGAUCCUCAGCAACAGCCCGUGUUACAAACUCAGCAGCCUUUCCAACAAAUUAAUCAGCCUUUGCCGCUACCCCAGAAGCCUUUGCCACAAGCCCAGAGGCCUUUGCAACAUGUUAAGCAACCUUUGCUACAAACCCAACAACAUUUGCUACAAACCCAGCAACAUUUGCUACAAACCCAGCAACAUUUGCUACAAACCCAGCACCCUUUGCUACAAACCCAGCACCCUUUGCUACAAACCCAGCACCCUUUGCUACAAACCCAGCACCCUUUGCUACAAACCCAGCACCCUUUGCUACAAACCCAGCACCCUUUGCUACAAACCCAGCACCCUUUGCUACAAACCCAGCACCCUUUACCACAAGCUGUCCAGCCGCAAAUAUCAGAGCACUGGCUACAAGGUCAACUGGUUCCAGUCAUAGUAACAACGGGUAAGGAGAACUGGUCCAGGAAGGUGCAGAGUCAAGUGACCACUGGUAUUAACAGCCUCUUAGGUACCCUCUACGUGGGACAGCCAGUUGUCAUCAAUUAUUUACGUGAUGACCAGACAACGUCUUGCUAACUCCAUUACUCAAAAAGACAUUCACCCCAUAAAUAUUAUACAUUACCAAAUCGCGUGAACAAGGAUCAGAUUUUAUGUAUAUUUUUUGUUAUAUUUUUAAACUGAUGUAUAAGAAUGUUGCAAAUUACUUAUGGUAUGUUACCAAGGUUCUAUAUUUAGUUUCAAUUCUCCAUAUCUAGAAUCAUUCUAUAUAUGAAUUUUUUACACAAUAUUAAAAGACCAUUCUCGCGAACAGUGUCAGUUAAUUUAUUUUGAAAAAUGUGUAAAGUACAUAAAUACCAACAUGCAUCAUAAUUCUGUAUAAUGCAGUAGCUAAAUAUGGAGUUGUUACAUUUACAAUGUUUAUCUGACGAUACACUCAAUAUUAAUCUUUUUUAUGAGAAAUACUUCAAUAUGUAAUACAAACCACAUCCGGUUUAUCUGAAUAAGAUGUGUAGGUUAAUAAGUUUAUAUAUAAUAUACAUAUAUGUAAAGGCAGAUUAACCUACGACGGUGGUGUAUAUACACCGAGAGAUGUAUAUAAUUGUAUAUACAUUGACGUGUAUAUACUUCAUUAUAUACCUUAGUGUAAAUGAACUAUGAAGUGUAUAUACUUCAGUGUAUACACAGAGGUUUAUAAACUUCAGUGUAUAUACAGCGAGUACUUUAAUCUCUUAGGAAUUAAAGUAUCCUCGACUAGCAGUGUACCAGUGAGAGGCAGUCUUCCUGACCUUCGUUACCACAGCAAUCUGUUUAGCUAUCAUAACUUUGGUCCCAGUCCCUGGACCCAUUAUGUGCUUUUGUAAUCUUUUUGACCACCGCCCACAGGAUGGGUAUGUGGU